This is a messenger RNA of Cladocopium goreaui, 1202 nucleotides long. NCBI's taxonomy places the organism in Eukaryota, Dinophyceae, Suessiales, Symbiodiniaceae. The record is from the annotation of a GenBank genome assembly.
AUGCUGGCCAGAAAUAGACAGAUCACCCGAAUGUUGGGCAACGGCCGCUGUGACGUGCAAUGUGCCGAUGGCGUGAAGCGCUUGUGCCACAUUUGCGGCAAGAUGAGGAAAAAGGUCUGGUGCAAUCAGGGUGACAUCGUCUUGGUGUCGCUUCGUGACUUUCAGGAUGAGAAGGGCGACAUCAUCGUAAAGCAAACUGCAGAAGAGGCUGGCCCCCGAACUCAUGCUCUCCCGGCGUCUUCAGGGUUCACGUGUGGUGAAAAGCCACCCAUUGGCCACCAGCCUUCGCUAUGCUUCCAGUGCUUGUGCUGUCUUUCAUUGUGGCUGCCGGGGCCACUGCAACUGCAGACGGACCGUCUCAUGCAGAUCAAAUUGACCUACGACGGGAACUUGUUUGACAUCCCGGGUGGAUGCACGGAUGGCCGAGAACCGGCAACACGCACAGCUGAACGUGAGACCUUUGAGGAGUCUGGCUACGAGGUGUCUAUUGGAGAGCUGCUGGCUACUGUGCGCGGUGGCUUCCGCAUCUACAAAUGCUACCUGAAAGAUUCAGUGCCCCACAAGAACCCUGACCACGAGGUGUCUCUCAGGUGAGGUGGAUGGACGCCAGUGAAAUCGAAGGACAUUUGCAGCACCACGAAUGGCGAUUCCAGGACGACCAAGCUUGUAUGUACCUUGACUUUCUCCUGGGCAGGAAUCACAACGACCACAACCGGCGACUGCUGAUUGUCUAGGUGACACCCUAUAGUAUCCUAAGAUUGCUGCAUGCCUCCCGCUGAAUCCAGGGUCCAGCUUUGUCUAGGACGUGGCGAGUGACAGCCACUUUGCGCAUUGGUGGAUUCAGGGGGAGGUUUGACUCAGCCUUGCCAUGGUGCAGCCAUGAAUAUCCAUUGCACACUGGUAAAGGUGAUGUAAUUGGGGAUUUCAGCGACCAUUGUUGGCCAUUUUGACCCCAUGCACCUUCCAAAUUCAACAAAUCUUGCAAAUGGGCAAGAUCGAUUUUCCGACUUUUAGUGUCGCAUGUGACAAUGUGAGAAGGUGGGGGGAAUACUCCGCAGACACAUUGUGCAAAUCCAGAGCAGGAGUUUUUGUCGGGUCCUGCGAUGUGUAGUGCUUUCAUCAAUUCGAUUUUUGGCCCUGCUGAAUUGGCAGAUUGAAUUUGAAUACCGAUCAUGCAAGAACGGCUUUUCAAGUUCUGCUGC